This is a messenger RNA of Sebastes umbrosus (honeycomb rockfish), 1100 nucleotides long. It is a transcript of the gene bik, whose product is annotated as BCL2 interacting killer. The record is from RefSeq and is a predicted model, not a curated record. The transcript has 7 exons. Lineage: Eukaryota; Metazoa; Chordata; Actinopteri; Perciformes; Sebastidae. Bases 106 to 591 code for a protein of 161 amino acids.
UCCUAUUUGUGGCAGUUACCUGAGAGCAACGAGAUUAAAGGACGCUGCUGGCGGCGUCUACUUUAAUCUACACAAAAGUGAUCUUCACAACGACCUUUGUUUGCUAUGGAAAACAACAUGGUGGAACAAACAAGACAGCCUAGUCGUGUCGUCUCCCUCCAGGCUGGACUUGGUGAGGUGGACACUGACGCCCUGUUUGACGUGAGCCUCAGGAUAAAUAACAGAGCUGCACGGGCGUUUGGGCACCAAUUGGCUGUCAUUGGAGACCAGCUGGACCGGGAGUGGGCCAGCAGACAGCACAACUGGCUACCAACUCCUCUUCAUAUCCUAAGACCCGCUCAGGCACUGACCAGGACCAUAUAUCGAGACAUCCAUAGUCAGUUAUGGGGCUUCCAGGGCCUGUCAGCUGCGGUGAAGGCAUGGAUAGCGAGCACUGCGCCUGGGCAGGGGAUCCUCAGAGCGGACGCCUGGGCAGCCUGGGUGUCCAAUUUGAAACCAGUAACCUGCACUGGCUGGACCAGAGGAGUACUAGUGACUGUGGCGCUGGUGGCUGCAGUGAUCGGUGCACUAUGGGUGGAAUGGAAAGCCUAAAAGGGCCGUAAGCAGGUCUUUUAGGCUGUUAUAUAUUUGACAAAAAAAUGUUUGCAAAUGAAUGACAAUUAUUGCUGUUUGUUUCUGCCGUUUACUUUGACUCUUCUUUUUAUACUAUAUUAUUGAUGUAUUGAUCUUGAUGCUUUAUGAAAGGAAACAGGAGUAAAAAAAAUAUAUUAAUAUUAAUUAAUAAAUAAAAUAAAUAAUAUUAAAAUUUGUCAGGGCAUGUGGGAUUAGUUUAAAUCGGUUUUACAGUGUUGCCCGAAGAGUUGGCCAGCGUAUUGUAGCAGUGACAUGCUGGUUCACAGUGGUAUUAAUGUUUCCCCUGACUGGACUGUUGCGGGCCUGCAGUCUUUUGUAUCCAGAUUAGUUUCUUACUGGUUUAAGAGGCCAAAACUUUUUACAAAUAUGUAGCCUGGCCUAAUAUAAAAUUAAGGGAGCUGGACUUUCUGUUUCAGAUUUGAACGUGCUUUUUCAUGUGAUGCAAAUAAAACUUCUAAAUGAUGACA